Molecule: messenger RNA, 1266 nt
Organism: Exophiala bonariae
Lineage: Eukaryota; Fungi; Ascomycota; Eurotiomycetes; Chaetothyriales; Herpotrichiellaceae
Exons: 1
Coding region: 1-1266 (421 amino acids)
Biological process (GO): iron-sulfur cluster assembly
Cellular component (GO): mitochondrial matrix
Molecular function (GO): protein binding
Source: RefSeq, a predicted model, not a curated record
AUGCCUGCGAUCGCAAGAUUAAACCUCUCCAGGCCAUUCAUCUGUUCCGAAUGUCGCAUCGCAGCUCAACGAGCUAGACCAACGCAGUCCCGCAGCUUCGCCAGCUCUCGUCGCCUUAAAGUACCGUCAUCAAGCCAGACGAAAUACCUCCAACUGACGAACCGCACUCUCAUCCGCCUCGCUGGCCCGGAUGCCGCACAGUUUCUCCAUAACAUCAUCCCCGCCAAGAUUCUAGACACCGGGAGCACGAGACCGAUCUUCACGGCCUUUCUCUCCGCCCACGGCCGCAUUUUGAACGAUGUCUUCGUCUAUCCACCAGGAAAGGGAAACGGUGAAGAGUGGUUCUUAGAGGUAGACUCGGAGAGCGCAGGCGAGCUUCUCAAGCAUCUCCGCAAGCACAAGCUACGGUCGAAAUUCCAGCUGGCCAAGGUAAACCCGGCGGAGAAAGCAGUCUUCUUCGCAUGGCCGGGAUGCGUCGAUGAACCGCAAGUGGAUGGAAGGUUGAACGAGACAGGACGUACCGGAGGGAAAGAUCCUCGACCGGGCAUGGGCACGAGAUGGGUCGACCAGACGCAGACCACAUCGGAGUUUCUCACCCACUUGCAGCACAAUGGAUUCCAGCAAGCCACGUUGGACGAGUACACGGUCCACCGCAUGACCAACGGCUUUGCGGAGGGACAGUCGGAGAUCAUCUCGACCAGUGCGCUGCCGCAGGAGAGCAACAUUGACUUCUUUGGCGGCAUCGAUUUCUUCAAGGGCUGCUAUCUCGGCCAGGAACUCACGAUCCGGACGCACCACACCGGCGUCGUGCGGAAACGAAUUCUACCCGUCCAGCUCUACAGUGCAGGGAACAAGCCGGCGGAGUCUCAAUUGCUACCAGAAUAUGUACAGGGGGACCACUCAUUCCUUUCGCCACCUCCACAGUCCAAUAUCUCCAAAGAAAAUGCACGUGGCCGCGGCCGCAGCAGUGGGAAAUACCUCUCCGGGAUCGGGAAUAUUGGCCUGGCGCUGUGUCGGCUGGAGAUGAUGACUGACAUCCAGUUGACGGCCGACAGGACGAAUUUCGACCCGGCCGAGGAAUAUAAGGUGCAGUGGGAAGUGGAGGGUGCAGAGGGCACCGAUGGGGAGAAACAGCAGGUGAUGCUCAAGCCUUUUGUGCCCCAGUGGUUGAGAGAUGGAGUCGAGCAGAGUCUACGGAGGAAAGAGAAGAAGGCGAAGCCCAAGCUGAGGGAUGAGGAUAAAGAAGAUUAUGAAGAUCUGGAUUGA